UGGGAGAACAGAGGUCCAGUCUGUGCAGUAUGGUAAAGAAAGAGCAAACAAAGACAGGGUGUUUGCAAGAUCCCCCAGUAAACCCUUGGCACGGAAAUUAAUGAGUGGGAUGGACUGGGAAGUAGUGAGUAGGAAUUCACUGUCUGAUGAUAGGUUGGAAACACAAAGCCUACCAUCACGGUCUCCACCUGGAACUCCAAAUCAUCGCAACUCUGCCUUCACUCAAGAAGGAGCCCGGUUACGACCCUCGUCAGUUGGACAUUUAGUGGACCAUGUAGUUCACACAUCCCCAAGUGAAGUAUUUGUAAAUCACAGAUCUCCAUCUUCCACCCAGGCUAAUAGCAUCAUACUGGAAUCAUCACCAUCUCAAGAGACUCCUAUAGAUGGGCAGCCUCCUGCACUACCACCCAAACAAUUUAAAAAGAACAGUUGGAACCAAAUUCAUCAUUCACACUCACAGCAAGAACUGGAUAACCAUAUUAAUGAAAUAUUUGAUGUUCCUGCAUCACCAGAAAAAUCCACACCCAAUGGUGGUGUCCCCCACGACAAUCUUGUUAUGAUCAGAAUGAAGCCAGAUGAAAAUGGAAGGUUUGGCUUCAAUGUAAAGGGUGGAUAUGAUCAGAAGAUGCCAGUAAUAGUGUCCAGGGUAGCUCCAGGAACACCUGCUGAUCUCUGUGUCCCCCGUCUGAAUGAAGGGGACCAGGUUGUACUGAUUAACGGCAGGGAUAUAGCAGAACAUACCCAUGAUCAAGUUGUUAUGUUUAUUAAAGCUAGCUGUGAGAGACACUCAGGGGAACUUGUGCUCCUAGUUCGACCCAAUGCGGUCUAUGAUGUUGUGGAAGAGAAGCUGGAGAGCGAGCCUGACUUCCAGUACAUCCCUGAGAAAUCUCCUCUUGAUGGUGUCCAUCAAGAUGAUAAUGCUCUGAGAGAAUCCAUGAUUCAGCUAGCAGAGGGGCUUAUCACUGGAACUGUUUUGGCUCAGUUUGAUCAAUUGUAUAGGAAAAAGCCUGGAAUGACAAUGUCUUGUGCAAGAUUACCUCAAAACAUUUCCAAAAAUAGAUACAGAGACAUUUCGCCUUAUGAUGCUACACGGGUUAUUUUAAAAAGUAACGAAGAUUACAUCAAUGCAAAUUAUAUAAAUAUGGAAAUCCCUUCUUCCACAAUAAUAAACCAGUACAUUGCUUGUCAAGGUCCAUUACCGAACACUUGUCCUGAUUUUUGGCAGAUGACGUGGGAACAAGGCUCAUCUAUGGUUGUAAUGUUAACAACUCAAGUUGAACGUGGCAGAGUUAAAUGCCAUCAGUACUGGCCAGAGCCAUCAGGAAGCUCAUCAUAUGGGAAUUUCCAGAUUACUUGCCACUCGGAAGAAGGAAAUCCUGCUUAUGUUUUCCGAGAAAUGACACUGACUAAUCUGGAGAAAGAGGAAAGCCGCCAACUAACCCAAAUCCAGUAUAUAGCAUGGCCGGAUCAUGGGGUUCCUGAUGAUUCUAGCGAUUUCCUAGAUUUUGUGUGUCUUGUGCGAAAGAAGAGGGCUGGCAGAGAAGAACCUGUUGUUGUUCAUUGCAGUGCUGGGAUUGGACGGACUGGAGUUCUUAUCACUAUGGAGACAGCCAUGUGUCUUAUUGAGUGUAAUCAGCCUGUUUAUCCAUUAGAUAUAGUAAGAACCAUGAGAGAUCAAAGAGCCAUGAUGAUCCAAACACCUAGUCAAUACAGAUUUGUAUGUGAAGCUAUUUUGAAGGUGUAUGAAGAAGGAUUUAUUAAACCUUUACAAACAUCACUGCAUAAGUAAAGAGCAAAAAAACCCCAGGAUAUCAAUUGAGGAAUCCUGUCCUCUAUAAUGAAUUGGCAGCAUUUUUUGUGCCAUAAUACUGCUUGCAGGAAAUGAUAGUGAAGUACAGCAAAGAAUUGACAAAGGACUUUGAAAACUUCAGCACUGUUGCACUUUAUGUUGAAACAAAAUCAGUCUCUGAAACUCUUCUAACCUUCAUCUGUUUGAAGACUUUAUUUUCGUGCUUUGCUCCGAACAAACCAUAAACUGAAAGAACUAAUUGUGUUCAGGGUAAUCUAUGAUAUUUCGUUGUAGUGCCAUAUACUGCGCUUCUGGUUGAAUUGCUACAAACAAGGCUUGGAAUUAUUUCACUCUGUUUUACACCCAUGUCUCUUAAAAUGAAAAAGAAAUGAAAAAAACACACUAAGCCAUGGUCUUUUUCCAGUGCUAGGUUUAUUUACUAUGUACAGACUCUCACUGUUUUGUUUUUUACAACAUUAGCAAUAUUGCCGUUACUAGAUAGAUACACACUGCCUACUGGUGCAGCACACUUUGUCCUACACCCCUACUAGAGACCAGCUGGUUGUUAGAGGAGAGCUGGCAUCUGUAUUAACCCAGCAGUAGCUGCAUAAUGCCCACUUACCAGCAUCUUGUACAAAAUUAUAACAAUAAAAAUAUAAAAA
Messenger RNA from Nestor notabilis (Kea), 2451 nucleotides. It is a transcript of the gene PTPN4, whose product is annotated as protein tyrosine phosphatase, non-receptor type 4 (megakaryocyte). Lineage: Eukaryota; Metazoa; Chordata; Aves; Psittaciformes; Psittacidae. The transcript is spliced from 15 exons. Gene Ontology annotation, cellular component: cytoplasmic side of plasma membrane; cytoplasm. The annotation marks the transcript as partial. Gene Ontology annotation, molecular function: protein binding; protein tyrosine phosphatase activity. The record is from RefSeq and is a predicted model, not a curated record. Gene Ontology annotation, biological process: protein dephosphorylation.